This is a messenger RNA of Cyclocybe aegerita, 1578 nucleotides long. The record is from the annotation of a GenBank genome assembly. NCBI's taxonomy places the organism in Eukaryota, Fungi, Basidiomycota, Agaricomycetes, Agaricales, Hemipholiotaceae.
AUGCGUCACGAGAACGGCAGUGGUGACUCUGCUCUUGACGCGACCACCACUGUUCCCAAGAUGAGCGGCUUAGCGGACGAACUCCUUGCAGAUCUCGAAGGCCUCGAAGGCGGCUCUGAAGAAGAGGAAGCGGGAGAGCAGCCAGAGGCCGGCCCCUCGACAUCCAACGGGCUCAAACGCAAAGCCGCAGGAGAUGCAGACCAGGACAUGUCUGAUGACGACGACGACGCAGGCGAGGGCACUACGGGUGCUGAUGGUAAACGCGUCGAGAUCGGAGGUCUGGUGCUGGAGGGCGGCGUGAAACCAGCGGAUGAGUUGGAUGCAGAGGACGUUCAACGUAUGGAACUGGGAGGGAUCGAGGACGUCAACAAGAUUGCCAAACUCGAGGGCAGCAAGAGGAUGAAUGACAUUCUCAAGGAUAUUGAGAAGUACCAAGCAAACCCAACUCCGGCCGCGCAGAUGGCCCUUCCUGCCCACUUGAACCCAGAAUACAACAUUAUUGUACAAGCGAACAACUUGUCAGUUGACGUUGAUAACGAGAUUCUUCUCGUACACAAGUUCAUCCGUGACCACUAUGCACCACGAUUCCCGGAACUUGAGCAGCUCGUAACGGACCCUGCCAUGUACAUCCGAUCCGUGCGCGCACUAGCCAACAGUGGGGAACUUGCCAAAGUCGAUCUCACUGGUGUCCUUCCGCCAGCCAUCAUCAUGAGUGUCGUUGUCACGUCCACCACCACUCUGGGCAAAGUUCUCUCCGUCGCUCAAUGGGCCGCCGUUCAACGCGCCUGUGAUCUUGCCGACCGCUUGGAGGAGGCUCGUAAAAAGAUAUUCAUCUGCGAAACUCCUUGGGGAUGUAAUGCGCAUCUCCUCGGUGCGCAGAAAAAGAUCACGGCUGGCUUCUCGACUGCAACACAGAAGCGGCAUACAGGGUUCAUCUUCCAGUCGGAGCUCGUUUCCCAGACGCCGCCUGAGUAUCAGCUGAAGGUCCAACGAACAGUCGGCGCGAAAUGCGUGCUGGCUGCGCGUAUGGAUCUUGAGCGGUCAAGGAGAGACGGCACGUACGGAGAGAGUCUUCGCGACAAGAUUGAAAAACACAUCGACCGACUCGCCGCACCGCCACCCUCUAAAGUUGUCAAAGCUCUGCCCAUCCCGAACGACGGUCCAAAGAAGCGCCGCGGUGGAAAACGUGCUCGUAAGGCGAAGGAGGCAUUUGCGCAAACCGAACUCCGGAAGCUGCAGAACAGGAUGGCGUUCGGCGAAGCCGAGGAGGAGGUCGGUGCGUUCGACCAGACCAAGGGUAUGGGUAUGAUCGGGGUGGGCACGGGCAAGGUUCGUGCUGGGGCCGGAGAGGCGAAGAGCCGAGCCAAAAUGUCGAAGGCGAACAAACUACGCACGGCCGCCAUUACGCGUUCGGCACAAGCUGCGCAGAGCUCCGGUACUGCAACAUCUUUGAGUGUGACACCGGCACAAGGGUUCGAAUUGACCAACCGCGCGGCUGCAACACAGCGUGUGAAGGAAGCCAACGAGAAGUGGUUUGCUGGUGGUACUUUCUCAUUUAUUGGGAAGAAGGGUGCCUAA